AUGGAGAAAUCAAGGAUUCUCAUUGGGAAAACACCAUUGGUGUAUCUUAACAAAGUGAGUGAAGGAUGUGGUGCUUAUAUUGCUGUUAAACAAGAAAUGAUGCAACCUACUUCUAGUAUCAAAGAUAGACCAGCAUUUGCUAUGAUUAAUGAUGCAGAAAAGAAAGGAUUAAUCACCCAAAAGCAAACAACACUAAUCGAGCCAACGUCAGGGAAUAUAGGAAUAAGUAUGGCAUUUUUGGCUGCCAUGAAAGGCUACAAAAUGAUUUUAACAAUGCCAUCCUACAGAAGCUUGGAGAGGAGGGUAACCAUGAGAGCAUUUGGAGCUGAUUUAGUGAUCACUGAUCCAACUAAAGGAAUGGGAGGAACUAUUAAGAAAGCUUAUGAUCUUUUGGAAUCUACACCUAAUGCUUAUAUGCUUCAAGAAUUCUCCAAUCCAACCAAUACUCAGUAA
This is a messenger RNA of Solanum verrucosum, 453 nucleotides long. Its product is annotated as bifunctional L-3-cyanoalanine synthase/cysteine synthase 1, mitochondrial-like. The coding region runs from base 1 to 453 and encodes 150 amino acids. The transcript has 4 exons. The record is from RefSeq and is a predicted model, not a curated record. Lineage: Eukaryota; Viridiplantae; Streptophyta; Magnoliopsida; Solanales; Solanaceae. Gene Ontology annotation, cellular component: cytoplasm. Gene Ontology annotation, molecular function: cysteine synthase activity.